This is a messenger RNA of Telopea speciosissima, 735 nucleotides long. RefSeq names its product heat stress transcription factor A-8-like. Bases 1 to 735 code for a protein of 244 amino acids. NCBI's taxonomy places the organism in Eukaryota, Viridiplantae, Streptophyta, Magnoliopsida, Proteales, Proteaceae. The record is from RefSeq and is a predicted model, not a curated record. The transcript has a single exon.
AUGCAGGAGUUGGUUAAGGUCAGGCAGCACCAGCAAACUGCAGAAGCUAAACUCCAUUGCUUGACAACACGCCUUCAAGGAAUGGAGAAGGCACAGCAACAGAUGUUAUCUUUCUUGGCAAUGGCAAUGCAGAAUCCUGGGUUUUUGUCUCAGUUGUUUCAACAAAAUGACAACUGGCGCAUGGCUGACACAGGCAAGAAGAGACGGCACCCCACACUAGAACAAGGUGCAGAAGAUGACGAGCCUAUAGCUUCUGAUGGGCAGAUAGUGAUGUACCAGCCACCAAGGAAUGAGACCCCAAAUCCUUUUCUCAUACCAAUCUCGGAUUCAAAUGCAUCUUUGGAUCAGGAAAAUGGAGUGAAUGAGAUUUUCAUGAAUAUGGAUUUCAUGACUUCACCAAUGGAGAAAGACUUGCUGUCUUCAGAAAAUGGUGACCCAUUUAUGCUCACUGAUUUACUAGAUGAUGGUGAAUUGUUGGAGCAGCUUCUACUAGCUGGUCCAUUCUUGGAGAAUGUUGAAGAGACUGAGUCAAAUAUUCCAGAGUCCAUGGAUACUGGGAUGGAAAUCGAAUCAGCAGAAUAUAAUUCCAGUGUAGAUGUUAUGCGGAAGGUGGAAUCAACUGGACAUGAUAACAGUUUAGAGACCUCACAGAAGUUGGACAUCCUAACGGAACAAAUGGGACUUCUAGCAUCUGAAACUGAUAGCACACAAGAGGUUUCUUCCAUUUCUAAAUAA